AUGGACACCUUUCGGAUAUUUCUGUUGGUUUCCAUGGGGCCGAUGGCACUUCGGGGACUUGUGGAGUUUAAUAAUGUGCAUUGCGUGGUACGGGACAGAAAGUUCAUGGACUUUGAAUAUUGCUACCUAAAGUCGGUCAAUCGCACCUACAAGUACCUUUCGGUAAAAACCAAACUUUUCCAGCUACCCAUCGAGACUUGCGUGACCAGGUUUCAGUUGAGGAUGCGCGAGAACAAGCGGAUCCUGUACAACUUUGACAUCAAGGUGGAUGCCUGCAAGUUCCUCCGGGACCCCGAUAAGCACGUACUGGUCAACUGGGUCUACCAGACUUUCGCGCCCUUCUCGAACAUGAACCACACCUGUCCCUACACACAUGACAUCAUGAUCGACAGGUUGCCGGUGCAUCACGUGAACAAGCUGGUCCAGAAGAUCAUUCCCGAUGGCAGAUACUUUAUGAACACAACCUGGAUAACUGAUGGAAUCACUCGCGCCGACGUCAUUCUCUACGUAACCAAAGCCUGA
Messenger RNA from Drosophila subpulchrella, 522 nucleotides. RefSeq lists its product as uncharacterized. The record is from RefSeq and is a predicted model, not a curated record. The coding region runs from base 1 to 522 and encodes 173 amino acids. The transcript is spliced from 4 exons. NCBI's taxonomy places the organism in Eukaryota, Metazoa, Arthropoda, Insecta, Diptera, Drosophilidae.